Messenger RNA from Saimiri boliviensis boliviensis (Bolivian squirrel monkey), 3469 nucleotides. RefSeq names its product atypical chemokine receptor 1 (Duffy blood group) (gene ACKR1). Gene Ontology annotation, cellular component: membrane. Gene Ontology annotation, biological process: inflammatory response; chemokine-mediated signaling pathway; regulation of chemokine production. NCBI's taxonomy places the organism in Eukaryota, Metazoa, Chordata, Mammalia, Primates, Cebidae. The record is from RefSeq and is a predicted model, not a curated record. Gene Ontology annotation, molecular function: C-C chemokine binding.
AAAAAAAAAAAAACAAAAACAAAAACAAAAAAACAAAAAAACCAAACAAAUACGAAACACAACCCUGGAGUGUUAGGGGGAGAGUGAAGGUAGAGGGGUGAGGGAGGGGUAAGGGGCAGGGCUGCUUUGGAGCUGGGGGCUCUCACCAGCUUUCAUCCUCUACAACAGAGCAGCUUCCCAGACUUCUCCAGAAAUCGGGGAACGGGAGGGAGGGUUGUUGGCAAGGGCUGGGCAUGGCUUUUCCUUGGCUAGCCACACACCUAAGCGCUACAGACAGGGAGGCAGGUGCCACCCUGACCCCUCUCUUCCAUAGCAAUGGGAAGGUGAUGAGUAGGGGGGCCCUGGGGAGAUGUGACCCGCAGAAGGCAAUGCAGCCGUGCGGGGACCUAGGUUGUCAACCUGGGGAGGACACAUGUCCCUGUAAGGAAGAGUAGAUUUGGGGAGGAAGGAUGGAGGUGGACUGCCACCCCGCUUUCCUACAAAUGAACAAAGCCGGGCCCUUUCCAUAGGAACCGCCCUUGGGGACAGCAGCGUGUGGCUGCUCCUCCUUGCUCCAGCAGUGGUGGGAGAGGCACUGCUCUCGGGCCUGAACUGCCCCUGCUUCCCUGCGCUGAGGGGGCCCCUCAUCUUACGCAAGACUCUGGAUUGUUGCUCAGCAACUACUCCUCCCACCUUGGCCACCCUGUGUCCCCUUCCUGGUCCCAACAUCAGCCCUUAGUCCUUCGUCCCCCAGCAGCCAGGCAGACAUAACAACAAAUCUACUAAAAGGAGCUUCACUGCACUGAGCUGUCUCCUGCCCAAACUAAGGGAAUAAUGUGAACUGUGUGCAUGCGUGUGGUGUGUGUAGUGUGUAUGCAUGUGUGUGUGUGUGUGUGUGUGUGUGUGUGCAUGUGCGUCUGAGUGAGAGGCAGAGCAAGGGACUGAGGAGGAGGGCCAAGAGCCAGGGGUCCUGGGCAGGUGGACAGGGCUGUGGGACAUGUUGGGGGGGUAGCUUUGGGAAUGGGGUCUUCCUAGUCAGGGUUCAUGCCUCAGCUGGGAGGUUGUUCCAUUCAGGUGUUCCUUCUGCCACCCCUGAUGCCUAUCCGUCUUGGAGAAAGGAGUCCUUGGGUGUGUGUUUGCCCAGCUGUCCAUUCCACCUCUCCCUGAAACACUCAGCAUUCAGCCCUUCCCUGGAUUUCCCUCUUCUGAGCCAUGGAGUCAGUGCCACAGCCUUUGCUAUGCACCCCUCAGGCCUCUCCUUGGCAUUGACCCUGGAAUGACCUGCCACCACCUAUUUUUCCCACAGUCUGUACGCAGUGAAUUGAGGGCUCGGUCCCCACCCCUCCUUUUAGUUACCGGUCUUCCGUCUCCCGGCCCCAGCUGGUUGCCAUGGAAAUGCGGUUCCUGGUCCUCCCUGUCCUGGCUGGACUGCCCUGCCUCAGCUCCAGGAUGCCCUUGGCAUCGCUCCCUCCCUCCGCCAGCUUUUCCUCUGUGCCCUGACAACGGGCAGGCGAAAAGGGGCAGCUGCGAUCUGGCAGGCCUGCCCACCCCCCUUCAGUUCAGGUACUACCCUUGUGAAUCUUCCAGCCGCUGGUGAGGGCCCUGGGCACCACGGGCAGCCCCUCACCUAAGCCAGGGCCUACUCCUCUCACAACAGUAAGGGAGCCUGGGACCCCAGGCCUGCCAAGCUUCCUGUCUCCCAGCACCCGCUUUUGGGAAAAUGACUUUUCCUCUUUGAGCUGAACCACUCUGUCCAUAUUACACAGAAGCCAUAUUUGUACGGGGUGGGGGGGUGGGAGGGAGAGGGGCUGUUGUGCUGUGUGUGUCUGUCCAGGGAUGGGAGGGUGGGGGAAGGGAGCAGGGAGGGACCGUGUAUCUUUAUAAUCUUUCUAACUCUCCUGUGCUAAUCUCAGAGGGGCCACCCUCAAUAUAUCUGGAUUAUCCAUGUCAUUCGGCUGCCUCCUUUCUGCUCCUCUUGCUGCUGCUGGGACGUGUGUAUGUGAGGACUGUUCCCAUACCCCUUGCACGUGGUGCCUGGUGCCUCGAAAGGUGGUGUGUCCCUUGCCAGGCCACUCUCAAGGAUAUCUAUGUACAGCAACAAUAUAACUCUCCAUGGGAGAGAAGUGUGUUCACCUCCUUUUGCUAAGCCCUUCCUUUCCGGAGAGUAUCUUGGGGGGGCGUCUGACUGCUUCCCCCCACCCUCUGCCAGGCAUUGCUGCAGAAUGUUGAGACGGCGAUGGAGGCACCAUCAACCCCACCCUGGAGAGCAUCACUAGACACCACCAGACUAAAUUCACUUUCCAGCCCGUUCAUGUCGAACCUGAAACUUGAGCGAGUGACUUGGGAGAAAAGGGGGGAAAUCUCUAUGAGCACAGGCACUGACAGCCGUUCCAGCCCUUCUGUCUGCCGGCCCUGAACCAAACGGUGCCAUGGGGAACUGUCUGCACCAGGCGGAGCUCUCCCCCUCAACUGAGAACUCAAGUCAGCUGAACUUGGAAGAUUUAUGGAAUUUUUCCUAUAAUGGGAAUGAUUCCUUCCCGGAGAUCGACUACGAUGCCAGCCUGGCAGCAGCUGCCCCCUGCCACUCCUGUAGCCUGCUCAACGACUCCUCACUGCCCUUCUUCAUCCUCGCCAGUGUCCUGGGCAUCCUAGCCAGCAGCACUGUCCUCUUCAUGCUUUUCAGACCUCUCUUUCGCUGGCAGCUCUGCCCUGGCUGGCCUGUCCUGGCGCAGCUGGCUGUGGGCAGUGCCCUCUUCAGCAUCGUGGUGCCCAUCUUGGCACCAGGGCUAGGUAACACCCACAGCUCCGCCCUGUGUAGCCUGGGCUACUGCGUCUGGUAUGGCUCAGCCUUUGCCCAGGCUCUGCUGCUAGGGUGCCAUGCUUCCCUGGGCCCCAAACUGGGUGCAGGCCAGGUCCCAGGCCUUACCCUGGGCCUCACUGUGGGACUUUGGGGAGCGGCUGCCCUGCUGACACUACCUAUCACCUUGGCCAGUGGCGCUUCUGAUGGACUCUGCACCCCGAUAUACAGCACGGAGCUGAAAGCUUUGCAGGCCACUCACGCUGUCGCCUGUUUUGCCAUCUUUGUCUUGUUGCCAUUGGGUUUGUUUGGAGCCAAGGGGCUGAAGAAGGCGUUGGGUAUGGGGCCAGGCCCCUGGAUGAAUAUCCUGUGGGUCUGGUUUAUUUUCUGGUGGCCUCACGGGCUGGUUCUGGGACUGGAUUUCCUGGUGAGGUCCAAGCUGUUGCUACUGCCAACAUGUCUGGCCCAGCAGGUGCUGGACCUGCUGCUGAACCUGGCAGAAGCCCUGGCAAUUGUACACUGUGUGGCUACACCCCUGCUCCUGGCCCUGUUCUGCCACCAGACCACCCGCACCCUCUUGCCCUCCUUGCCCCUCCCUGAAAGAUGGUCUUCUCCUGUGGACACCCUUGGAAGCAAAUCUUAGUUCUCUUUCCACCCGUCAACCUGAAUUAAAGUCUACACUGCUUUUGUGAA